Molecule: messenger RNA, 1080 nt
Organism: Exaiptasia diaphana
Lineage: Eukaryota; Metazoa; Cnidaria; Anthozoa; Actiniaria; Aiptasiidae
Product: universal stress protein Slr1101
Exons: 4
Coding region: 146-616 (156 amino acids)
Source: RefSeq, a predicted model, not a curated record
AUUGAAGAAACUCCUAUUCAGCAAAACAAGCCUAUUUUAUUUAGCUCGCCGUGUCACGUGAUAAAUUCACGCUCUGCAUCACAAAUAGUCAAAUAAAGYCGCGCAUUAGAAYUUCUUCUUSUGAACCGACGACACCGCUCCACUGAUGUCGAGCCAUAAGAAAAUCCUCUUCCCCGUCGAUGGAAGCUCACACAGCGAACGAGCMUUUGAAUGGUUUUUGGCAAAUUUUCGCAAUGUUGAGGAUGAGAUGAUUUUUCUCCAUGUUCAUCAGUAUGUGGAAAACGUCAACCAACGGACAGAUCGCAGCGAAGAUGAGGAGUCUGAAUGCAGUCAGGUCGAUUUAAUUGAAAUACAACAAGCAGCAGAGAAAAAGUCCUCCCCUAUAAUGGACAAAUUCACUAAGAAGUGUAUUGAUUACAAGGUAACCUUCAGGACUAUAGUCGCGUUUGGACARCCAGGGAAAACGAUCUGCAAGACCGCAGUUGAAGAGAAUGUGACGUGUAUUGUAAUGGGAAAUAGAGGUCUUGGUGUGUUUAGGCGAUCCGUCUUAGGGUCCGUUAGUGAUGCUGUCCUACAUAAGUCAAACAUCCCAGUYCUACUUGUACCCCCGACUUAACUGAAUCUGAAACGCGUGAUUACGCAAUCCUUCGUGAGUAACACAACUAUGUCACGUGCGAUUUAAAAAUGUCACGUGAUGUGUUUUGACAAGCUGAUUGGUUUUGAGAGAAGGUGGUUGUCACGGUAAAUCGAUUAUCUUGGAUCACGCAUGUGCAGUGACACUGUUGGUUAAAGAGACCGCUGGCUUGAAAAAUCGUUACUUUUGCUAAAAAUUUAUUGUUUUGAGUAAGUCCACUACGGGAGAUUUUGUYUCCAGUCUGGCCUCUGUGAGAAAUUAACAGCUAUUGCCAAUAAAUGAACAGACUGAUAAUUUUUGUAUAAUUUCCUAAUAUCUUGAUUGUAAGCUGGCRGUCCAGGUACGCGAAAUGCCACUUGUAUAUGUAGACCGGGUUUCCUGUGUUGCCGGAACCAGAGGAAUAAUCCAGUUUCCAAUUCUCCAAUGCUCUGUGUUAGCCUCAUUUG